CUUGGGCUCAUUUCGAAACGACUUCUGUUGCGGUACGGUCGCGAAAGCAAUUUUCACUGCUGCUAAUUGGCCGAUGUAGUCUGGUGGCAAGUUCUGAUUUACUCUUCAGUUCAAUUUUCGCUUGAUGGGUUUAAGAAAGGAAAAAAAACCACAAUUGCACUGAAUAAGUAGUGAAUAUUGCAAUUAGUGUCACCAUACCUGUCAAAUUAUUGUUUCCAGCGUCGUUAGUUCGUACUGAGGAAGUAACACCUAGGUUGUACACCACAAGAAGGCCAACGUUUAGCUUAGGAGAUUAACCAAAAUACACCAGGAGUGAAAGUGCGAAAAAAUGGGUGCUCUAAAGAAAAUGACACAGUGUGGUAGUAUUAGUAUGCUUUUCGCAGUGCUAAUAGUGCUAUUCGGCGUCAGCUCGUCGGCUUUGUCGACUUUUGGAAAGUCAAACACGAAUCAACAGGCCGCGGCAACAACACGAGCGCCAGCGAAAACGAAAGACUGCACAAACCACGCGGAUUGCCUCACGAUACAGAACACGAGUUGUGUCCCGGCCGCCGAUGGCCGCUUGCAGUGCCUCUGUGGAGACUUCGAGGCGCCCAUCAACGGCUACUGCCAGGCCAAAUAUAAAGGUCACCGUCAUAUUUGUCAGAACUCCAUGCAAUGUGACAUCGGAAUGGUGUGUACUUUCGAGAAUAUUACCAAAACUACAACGCUGGUAACGAGCAAGACAUUCAUGACCAGCAGUAUGCUCAACAACACCAAUACCCACAAGCUUUGUCUCUGCGAUAAGGAACUUGGUUACGAAGAGGAUGAGCAUGACUUCCGGCGUUGUAGCAGCGCUGUUGCUCUGAUCUUAUCCAUUCCUUUGCUGUUUCUCUCAUUCUUGCCUUCAAUAGUAAGGGAGCCGCUCAGUUACUAUUGAGGCACAUAGCCCUAGUUAAGGAAUAUACAUUUUGCACUAUAUAAACUAAUCACCGAUUUAAGUAGAAGUAAGCUCCCAAUAUGGUGUGAUUCACUUAAAUGUGCUAAAACCAAAAAAGCAGCGAAAAUAUUUUGCCUUAAAAAGAACCAAAUUCUCCAUGACGCCUUGAAGAAAAAUUAUCAAUGCACCUUAAUAUAGCAAACAGAACUCUAGAUCUUAUUGGAAACUGUUUUCUACAACUGUCUUAGGAUAGGGAAUUCGCAAAUGUUCAAAUUGCUAGUAUUAGAGAAUCUCGAUAUUUAUAGUCGCCGCUUUUUCCAUUGUGAAAUUAAUGACAAGGCAAUUCAUAUUGUAAUCAGCUAAAACUGUUUUUCGAUACUUAUACAAAUCAAAACAUUCCGCACGAACAUGCGAGGCUGCUUGUUUCUACAAAAAUAUAUAUUAGUAAACGUAAAGAGUGCGAUUCGCAAGUAUGUAAUCAUGUUAAAAUGAUGGGUUUAUGGAUAGGAAAGCGUAGUUUAUUCAUAUUUCGUCUACUGUAGUUUGUAAGAUCGGGCAUACUUUAUUUUUCCCUCAACCUUAAAAGAAUAACAUUUUUCCUGAUAAUUCAUGCACAACUACUCUAUACAGAAAAAAAUAAAUUGCAAUAGAAUAGAUGAGAACAGAACGUAAUUUUUUAUAGAACAUAUCAUCACUUGAAUGCAAAAGAAUUGAAAUUAACUCAAAUAACAGUAAUAGUUCUAGUGCGUAAUAAAUCAUAAUUUCAAUAAAUAUCUA
Toxorhynchites rutilus septentrionalis is the source of this 1693-nucleotide messenger RNA. RefSeq lists its product as uncharacterized. Lineage: Eukaryota; Metazoa; Arthropoda; Insecta; Diptera; Culicidae. The record is from RefSeq and is a predicted model, not a curated record. Bases 329 to 916 code for a protein of 195 amino acids. The transcript has 3 exons.